Messenger RNA from Nymphalis io (European peacock), 3645 nucleotides. Its product is annotated as WD repeat-containing protein 20. The transcript is spliced from 4 exons. NCBI's taxonomy places the organism in Eukaryota, Metazoa, Arthropoda, Insecta, Lepidoptera, Nymphalidae. Bases 241 to 2010 code for a protein of 589 amino acids. The record is from RefSeq and is a predicted model, not a curated record. Gene Ontology annotation, molecular function: protein binding.
CAUGACACCUGACUUCAUAAGUUGCAUACACAAGAAUAUCUAAUUUGUUUCGACAUUUGAUAAUUAAAACAUACUAUAUGCUAUUUAUUGUUCGACAACUUGAUGACCUGAUCGGACUGAGUACUUAUGAGCUAUGGAAUUAGUGUACAAGCGGCUAAAAUCGUGUGCGGGCUGAAGUGUCAACUGAUAUUAAUCGGGCUUCCCAGGCGGUCUCAAUGAAUAAUAACAGGAUAUGAUAACAUGGCCGUACAAUCUGACUCUGGCGGGAAGGACGACGUGAAGACACAGUUCGUGACUCGAGAGGGGACGUAUCGAUUGAUGACAUUGUCCGAGUAUUCAAGACCAAAUCGUGUGGGGUAUACUAGCGGGUCAGGUUCGACCCAUGUGCGCGUAUCGCUGGUUUCCCUGCCCCCGAGCCCGGGAGGCGGAGUUCCUGGUUCUGAUGGACAAGGCUCCGAUGACAGAAUAUGCUUUAAUCACGGCAAAGAGCUCUAUGUUUAUGUGUAUAGAGGAGUUAAGAAGGCUGCAGAUCUCACUAAACCGGUGGACAAAAAGAUGUACAAAGGGACAAACCCAACUUGCCACGACUUCAACACGGUGACCAUAACACCAGAAAGUGUUUCUUUAGUCAUAGGUUUUUCCACUGGCCAAAUUCAACUCAUAGAUCCAAUUAAGAAGGAGUUAAGUAAAUUAUACAAUGAAGAGAGGUUGAUAGACAAGACUCGGGUGACCUGCAUUAAAUGGGUACCAGGUUCUAGCAACCUUUUUAUUAGUGCCCAUGCUUCUGGUCAGCUUUAUGUUUACAAUGAGGAGCUCACUUGUGGCACCACAUCGCCCCAUUACCAGCUUUUUAAACAGGGAGAGAGUUACUCUAUUCAUACAUGUAGAACUAAAUCAACUAGAAACCCUCUGUAUAGGUGGGUAAUAGGUGCGGAAGGCAGCUGUAUUAACGAAUUCUCGUUUUCGCCGUGCGGGACAAACUUAGCAGUGGUGUCGCAAGACGGUUUCUUAAGAGUGUUUCACUAUGAUACUAUGGAGUUGAUCGGACGGGCGAGAUCGUAUUUUGGUGGAUUUUUGUGCGUGUGUUGGUCGCCAGACGGGAAGUAUGUGGUAGUGGGAGGGGAGGACGAUUUAGUGACAGUGUGGUCGUUCAGUGAAAGAAGAGUAGUGGCUCGAGGGCAGGGACAUCGGUCCUGGGUGUCGGUCGUCGCGUUCGACCCGUACGUGGUCAGCUUCGUGGAUCCCGAGCACGAGGUCGAGGAGGACAAGAAGAGCGAGAGUGUGCAGUGUUAUAGGUUAGGUAGCGUAUCGCAGGACACGCAGCUGUGUCUGUGGGACCUCACGGAGGACGUGCUCAGGCCGCCGGUCCGAGCGCGGGCCUCCGCCCACCUGUCCCCGAACAGCCAGGGCUUCUCCCCGAACGGCGUCCCGGGCACGAAGGUCCCCGCCAAGUGCACCAAGACGAACAAGAUCGGGCACAAGCACGCCGAGCUGAGCGGCGCGAACGCGGCCGGCGAGCCGUCCGGCGCGAAGCCGCCCGCCAAGGGGAAGGCGAACAACGUGGCCACGCUCAGCAUCAGCGUCGGCAAGGCGAAGGAGGAGAGCUCCGGCUCGCUCGGCGCCAACUUCACGCAGCGGCUGGCCGGCUUCUCGUUCGGCGAGCGGCGCUCGGAGCACCGGCGCAACUUCAGCCUGGCGCGGCCGGCGGAGAAGGCGGGCGCGGCGGUGGCGCUGCGGCGCGCGGACGGCCACGACCCGCUGCGGCUCAUCGGCACGCCGUCGUGCCCGCGCUUCGACGAGUGCCCCGUGCUGGAGCCGCUCGUGUGCAAGAAGGUGGCGCACGAGCGGCUCACGGCGCUGCUGUUCCGCGCCGAGUACCUGGUCACGGCGUGCGCGGACGGCUGCGUCAACACGUGGGCGCGGCCGGCGCGCGCGCACAACGGCGACGCGCGGCGCCGCGAGCGCCCGGAGCGCCCGGAGCGCCCGGAGCGCCCCGAGCGCGGGGACUAGCGUCGCGCCGCAUGCUUCGUUAUUGUUACUAUAUAUUGGAUGCCAGACGACUUUUAUUUAGUGUGAUUAGUUUGUUUUGGUUUGCUAUAGGAAGAUGUCAACGCGUGGAGACCGGAUUCGUUUUAUGGAAUUUUGACGUCGUGACUACUUAGAUAUUUACGAGUAGUUCCAUAAGAAUGUUCUUGCUUAACUUGUUUUUGAAAACACCGAUUGCUGACGAAGCGGUUUUUUUUAAAUAAGUUCGACUUUCAAAAUGGCAGCUUAAUUUAAAUCAAUUAUAAUAUAUUCACCUUAUCAUAUUCUGGGGCGACAGCAGUUGUGAUCUUAUAUUAUUGCCAGUGUAUGAAGUUUUGUAAUAUUCCAAUGAAACGAUUACAUUGUAUAUCAGUGCACUGGGGUUUUGCUGAAUUUUUGUCUCUUUAAAUAUUCCAAUCCAAUUCUUUGCUUAAAACCUCUAACGAAUUAAGUUGUGCCAACAAGCUUCAUAAAUAAUGUGAGAUGGUUAUACUUUACAGUUCCACUUGCCACAUGGAACAAGCCUUAACCAUAAACAAAGUAGGUUUUUUCUUCUAUUACACUAGGUAUACCAUUUUGUGCCGUUUUAAAUUUUAGGGAAAUCAAUAUCAUGAAUAUUGUGCUCUGUACGUUAUAGUCAUACCAAAUAAACUAAAUUGAAAAUGACGUAACUCGAAUCUGUCCUGGUUUGACCCUAUCCAUAUUACGUAAUAGUUAUAAUUCAUACAAGUUCAGCGAAAGUCCAGUAUUUGCAGUACACAGAAUGAUGUCAAUAUUUAUAUAUGGCAAUAUUUUUGUGAUUCAAUUGUAAAGACGAGUGUACAUACCUAUCUUAAUAUUCUAAGACAUUUUCCUUUCGGCUCACUUGUAUAUAUAGCAUGUAGGUUGUUUACUAGCAAUCAAAGAUUGCGUGUUUAUUAUAAUUCAGACUUAAUUUAAUUGUAAAUUGAUCCGUUAUAAUUAUCAUAAUUCGAACGAAAUUAAUUCAUAUAAUUGUGUGCACCGCGAGCUUUUCGUUUUCGAAAAAUAUAUUUAUUUAAUUUUAAUCCAUUUCAAAUGUCGUUGAAAAUAAACGACUCGUCUCUGAGACUUUGUUGUUAAGGAUAAUUAAUUAUAAUUGUUGAUAUAUCGUUCGUAAAAUUGAUUGCGUAUCCUCGCAGCGCUAUCUGUUUCAUAGAGUAAUUUACAAAUAGUCACAAUUUUAUUUAUAUUACAGUCAAUACUUUCGCUUGAUUUUUAAAGUUUUUUUUUUUUCUUUAGACAGCAAGCGCGGUUUCCAGUUUCUAGUAGAUAGUCGAUAAUCGAACGCGUGACCCCAACGAUCACUUUCAUUGUAAAUAAAAUUAAAAUUAUAUUAAAUUAGAUAAUAAACUAAAUCUUCGAAUUUUCAGCUGUAAAUCAUAAAAAAUUUCAUAAUUAUUAUAAUUAAAUAAUCUUAUGUCAAUAUUUAUAAUUUUAUAAUAAUCAAAUUAAAAAAAAACAAACAAAAAAAAAUAGUUUCAAGACGUAUUGAUUUUUUAUAGAAUAUUCCUUUAACAAAUAAAACUUACACAGUAAUAUUGCUGUCGAAUGGCUGUUAAUAUUUAUGGUCUCAUAAUAUAAAACUAACAAUAAUUAUUU